AUGGAUGAGAACUUCAUCUUCAACCUGAUAAAUCCAUUAUCUAGAAUCAAAGGGCGGAUUGCGAAAGAAAAAUCUAUCAUCAACCUUCCUGCAAUAAACAUUUCAGAAUAUGAUUUGAAAAAAUGGGCUAGCGAUAGUGACUACUGUACUUUUAGGGCUACAAUUUCAGCAUACCCAAUCUCAAAUGCAAAAGAUUGUAUUGUUACGGUUACACAUGAGAAUUAUUGUCAACUGGCUUUUAUUAGGAUUGAUAAAGACACAACAUGGACUUACAUUCGAUUUGAAGGGGCUCCUUUUGUGAUUGGAGAUGUUGUUUAUGUUGAAGAUAAAUUCUAUUACUUCCGGCGUAUGAAAUGGCUUUAUUCUUUUGUUGUUACUUCUAAUCAGUUCACCUUGCAAGAUGUAAAAUUGGUUGCAAAAUAUACUGCAGAUAAUCAUUGUGAGAAGGAAUACCUAGUGGAGUUAAGUGAUCGUAAAGAACUAUGGAUGGUUAGGAGGUACACGGUUUGGAAGCGUCGUCGACCUGGCCAAGAGGGAAUACUGAAGACAAAGAAAUUCAAAGUUUACAAAAUUAAACUUGAUGCCGAUGAGUGUAAAUGGACCGAGAUACACACUUUGGGUGGUUUUGCUCUUUUUGUAGGAGCCAAUUCUUCAAUAGCUGUGUUGGCUUCAAAUUUUUCAAGAUGCUUGACGAAUUGCAUUUACUUUGUAAAUGAUUGGACUGGCAGUAAUGGAUAUAAUUUUGAUGAUGUUGGUGUGUAUAACAUUGAGGAGAAACGCUUAUUGUCGAUUCCGAGACAUACUUUAAACAUGAUGAAGAUGAGCGGCCAAGAAUCAAUCUGGAUAGAAGCAACCAUGAAGUUAUAA
Messenger RNA from Fragaria vesca subsp. vesca, 867 nucleotides. Its product is annotated as probable F-box protein At1g65740-like. The record is from RefSeq and is a predicted model, not a curated record. Lineage: Eukaryota; Viridiplantae; Streptophyta; Magnoliopsida; Rosales; Rosaceae. The transcript has a single exon. The coding region runs from base 1 to 867 and encodes 288 amino acids.